AUCACCCCCGUCUGCUUUCCGGCUGCGCUCGCCUCUCUUUAUGCUCAAGAGGGAGGGCUAGAGCGGCCGGGGAAGGCGCCAAGAUGGCGGCGCUGUCAGCUCGGCGGGUCUCCCUCUUUCUCCGGGAUCGCCGCCUUCUCCUUUGCGCCCCGAGAUGUGGCUACCGUGGGGACGCGCCCUCGGACUCCGGGCGGGACAUGCUGGAGAUCCCGCUGCCACCCUGGCAGGCCCGACCCCAGGAGGAUCUCAGCACCAAGCGGGCCCGGCUCCUCUACGAGAGCCGCAAGAGGGGCAUGCUGGAGAACUGCCUCCUCCUCAGUCUUUUUGCUAAAGAGAAUCUGAAUCAAAUGAGUGAGAAACAGCUGGAUCUUUAUGAUCGUCUGAUUAAUGAGCCCAGCAAUGACUGGGAUAUCUACUACUGGGCAACAGAGGCAAAGCCUGCUCCAAAAGUCUUUGAGAAUGAAGUGAUGGAGAUGCUUAUAGAAUUUACCAAAAACAAAAACAGAGAGAAGAGAUUGCGACAGCCAGAUCUAGAAUACCUUGUUGAAAACACGCCCUGAUCUUGGGUGUUUUUCUCCAGAAGGACAGUUCUGGACUUCUUUGACACCAGGAACAUUAGUACUCGCACCUCUCUUAGUUCCCUGCCUCCUGUGGUUUGUUUUAUUUAGCAAUUGUUUCCCAUGCUUUGCUUCCUUAAUAAAAUUUCAGUGCUUUCUCUUAAAAAUUGGGAAUUCCUCUCUGCAGAAACAUUAUUGAUGAGGGAGUCUUGCUUUUGAUUUGUAUUUGCAGGUUGAUGAAUAUGAUCAGAUUCAUUUAGAAGUGCUUGCAUUAUUAAAAUUACAGUUGGCCCUCCAGAUUUGUGAGCGUAACUUUUCCGGAUUUUAUUAUUCAUGGAUUUGAUUAAUAUAUUAUAUCUGUGAAUCUCUAGGUCCUCCAGCACAUUCUGUGAAUUACUUGUAGCAUGCUAGAAGACUUAGAGAUUCGUUGAGAGGUGUUCUGUCAGGUAAAAUAGCCUUUUUAAUAAUUCAAAGUUUUCCCAUCUUAAUGGGGGUCCUGUGCCCCUAACCCUAGCAGAUGUGGACAGCCCACUUACAGCAUACCAAAUUCAAGUUUUCCUUGGGUAAUAUUUUAUCAAGAAGAUGUUGUCCGAAAAGGUAGCAACAAAUGAGAAUUAUGUGUUUCUGGAAGUCUGUGUGAAUCUUGCUAGUGUAAAUGUAUUCUAAAUGAUGAGACAUUAUUUGUUCAUUUAAGAGGAGACCUAGGUCCUCUAGCUUUUAAGUAGCUUUAAGAAUGUCAGGCCAUAUUGAAGGAAGGUGUUUUGAGUAUUUCUCAAUAUGACUCUCUUCAAUAACUUAUCUCCUAAUUAUAUUCUAAACCGGUUUCUGUUGUAUAUUAUUUAUGUCAUACAACAAUGAUAUAAUAUUGCUUGGGAUAAGCUGCAGUGAACUCUUUGCAAUUCUUUCGCAAAAUAGUCACAUGAUACCAGGUUCUUGAAUAAUAAAUUAUUCCAUUUCACCCAAUUUCCUUCCCAUUUCUUUCUCUCUUGGCUUAGCUCUUUUUCCCUUCUUUUUAUUAUGUUUUUCCCCCAUCCAUUCUUCAAUGGGUCUUGUCACACCCUUUGGGAGGUUUACCAAAUUUGAACAAAAAGGUAAAGCUACCAAAAUGUAUGGCCUGCUCUCGAUAGGACAUGUGGUGGUCCAUGCAUUUGUUACAUCUCGAAUAGACUACUGCAACACACUCCACAUUGGCCUGUUUCUGAAAACUGUUCCAAAUAGUCCAACGGGUAGCAGCCAGAUUUCUUACUGGAGUGGCGUACAGGGAGCGUACAACCCCUGUUACGUCAGCUCCACUGGAUGCCAAUUUGUUACUGGGCUCAAUUUAAAGUGCUGGCUUUGGCCUAUAAAGCCCUAAACGGUUCUGGUCCAACUUACCUGUCCGAACGCAUCUCCCUUUAUGAGCCAACAAGAGCUUUAAUAUCAGCUGGGGAGGCCCUGCUCUUGGCCCCACCUUCUUCUCAACUGUGACUGGUGGGGACGAGAGACAGGGCCUUCUCAGUGGUGGCCCUUGGGCUGUGGAAAUCCCUCCCUAGUGACAUCAGGCAGGCCCCAUCCCUCCUGGUCUUUAGAAAAAAGCUUAAGACCUGGCUCUGCAUGCAGGCAUUUGGUGAAUAAGAUAUUAUGGAAUUAGACUUCAACAGCCUGAACAAUGACUAUGGAUUUUGGAAAAUGACUGGAUAGGUUUGAGAUCAAGACACUGCACUUUAUAUGGUUUAUAUAUGGUUUUAAUCUGUUUUAUUGUUUAUGUGUUCUAAUUGUUCAUAUGUUUUAACUGUUUUAUAAUUUGAUGGGGUGUGUUUUAUUGUUAUGACCACGCAGCAUUUAAUUUUGCCGGAGUUUGUAAGCUGCUUGGGUCUCCUGCGGGGUGAGAAAGGUGAGAUAAAAAUGAAGUAAAUAAAUAAAUAAAUUUCUGAUAAACCUUU
Anolis sagrei ordinatus is the source of this 2479-nucleotide messenger RNA. RefSeq names its product succinate dehydrogenase complex assembly factor 2 (gene SDHAF2). Gene Ontology annotation, biological process: mitochondrial electron transport, succinate to ubiquinone; protein-FAD linkage; tricarboxylic acid cycle. NCBI's taxonomy places the organism in Eukaryota, Metazoa, Chordata, Lepidosauria, Squamata, Anolidae. The record is from RefSeq and is a predicted model, not a curated record. Gene Ontology annotation, cellular component: mitochondrion.